UGUAAGGUGUAUUGAGGGCGUUAACUGGAAGGCACUUUCGUUUUAAAAGCGCAUGAAAGCUUUAAACUUUGUCAAGCUCUCACGUAUACGUCGCUGGAAAGUCAGCUGAAAACGCACGGAGUUUGUUGGUGCUACAGAGUAACGUGGGAACAUGGCAUCGGGAGAUAUAAAUUUCAUAAAGUCGGUUUUACGAACGCAAGAGUUGGUCGGGGAGACAGAGGACACAAGUUUAGCUGUGCCACAGGAGGAACAGAUAGCCACGUCCCAGAAUCAUACGAAUGACAGAAGUUUCAGAGUCCAGCGACAAGUGCAACUCACCCUCGCUCGGAAGGGAAAGAAGGCAACGUCAAAUGGAAGUCUCCACCUGUCCAGGAAUCAGUCAGCAGAUGGCACAUCUGCACAAAGCUCUCUGAGUGGACACCUAUAUAACAUGAAGAUGCGUUAUUCUACAGGCCAGAUGAAUGGGGAUACCUGGGUCAGGGACUACUCCACUGACCGGUUCACUUCGAGAGAUAGCAUGAAGAGGCCCACGAUGAGGGUGGAAGUGUCACCCCCACCCAGCCCAGUGAACAUCCGCGCUCGCUACGGGACCCUCCGCUACGAGGGGGCCUGCACCUUACCUGCCCGUACCCUGACCUCCGCCCACUCCUCCCGGGUGGAGCGGACCCGGGCCACGGGGCUCUCUCACCGCUACGCCCGCUCAGAGACGCUCCAGAGCAAGAGGCUGCAGGCCUCCAGCUGUGGGGCCUUUCUAGGGGGCUUCCCCCCACAACCCCAGCAGCCGACUCACAUGGACGACGCCGUCUUCCUCCCCAGCGGGCCCCCCGCCUUCCAGCACAGGGAGUCGCUCCCUGGCUACCAGCAGCUCGGGCUCGGACAGCAGCCAGAGGGCUACACCCAGUUCCGCCACUUGCGAAGGGAGACCAAAAUGCAGCAGAGCCCGAGACAGGCCUCGUACCCGGCCUCGUACCCCGCCUCGCUGGUCAGCGUGGAGCUGGACGGCGGCAGGAGGAUGGCGGUGGCGGCAACGGCGACUGCGGGAGCCCGGGCUCAGCAACCGGCAAGAGAAGGCUCUGUUAGAGGGAGGUCCCAGGGACAGGGCACUGAGCUGACGCUGGAGAAGGCUGUUGCCAUGCUUUCCCAUGAGAACGUGAAUUUGCAGAUCGCCGCUGCCCAGUACAUCCAGCACCAGUGUUUUACCAGCUCUGAUGCCAAGAGGAUGAUGUACUACCUACAUGGCAUACCGAAGCUCAUCAGCCUGUUCCAGAGUGACAGCGAGCAACUGCAGGCAGCCGCCGCUGGUGUCCUGAGAAACGUCGUCUUCGAGAGCAAUGAAAACAAGAUGGAGGUAAAGGACAAUGAGGGAAUCGCAGCGGCGCUGCAACUCCUGAAGAGCUCCCGGGACAUAGAGACCAGGAAGCAACUCACCGGGCUGCUUUGGAACCUGUCCUCACAUGACCUCCUGAAGGAUUACCUUUCCAGAGAGGCCACACACGUUCUAACAAAAUCUGUCCUUAUACCCUGCUCUGGCCUCUGCGAGGGAGACAACCCCAAGGAUGACCUGUUGGCCCAUCCAGAUAUCUUCUACAAUGCCACUGGCUGCCUGCGCAACAUGAGUUCGGCAGGGCCAGAGGGACGGAAAACCAUGCGCGAGUGUGACUCGCUCAUCGACUCGCUUGUGCAUUACGUCCGUGGAACCAUCGCUGACCGAAAUCCCGACGACAAGUCCACAGAGAACUGUGUUUGCAUCCUGCACAACCUGUCAUACCAAAUGGAGACAGAGGUACCACAGAAGUACUUUGCUGAGAUGAGCGAAUCGCAACAAAACCUGGUCACAAAGACCAAGACACCCGGCUGCUUUGGGGUACGAAGCACCAAAGCCCUGCAGCAGUCAGAGACAGAGAGGCCUUUGCUGGAGGAGAAGAGUAACCCUCAUGGUAUGGAGUGGCUGUGGAGUCCCAUCACAGUACGGAUGUACCUGUCCCUGAUGGCCUGCAGUUCCCGCAAGUACAGCCAGGAGGCGGCCCUGGGCGCCUUGCAGAACAUCACAGCUGGAAAUGGAGCGGUGUCGCGGGCGAUGGCUCACACCAUUGUGCAGCGGGAGGGAGGGCUCCAGAAGGUGAAGAAGAUGCUUGACGAUGGCGAACCGGACGUGAAGAGAGCAGCUGUGUCCCUACUGAGGAACAUCUCUCGCUAUCAGGAGCUGCAUGCCGACAUCGUCAAACAGGUAUUACCUGAGCUGAUCUCCAUGCUGUCAGGGUCUAACACAGACGUGCCCACCGAAGUCAAAAUAUCCCUCUUCCACAUCCUACUCAACAUCAGUCAGAAUGAAGCACAGAACGCCCUCGCCAUCGUCAACCACGGUGGGCUUGGAAAGAUCGUCAACAUCAGCGCAAAGGACUAUGGGUCCAUUCCUUCCAGGGAGAGCCAGGUGGCAUCCAUGUUGCUCCAUGCCAUGUGGAGACAUAGAGAUCUGCAUGGGGCCUACAGGAAGGCGGGAUACAAAAAAGCAGCGUUUAUCAAUCAAAGGACGGUCAGAGCAGUCAGUUCAGCCCAAAACUGAGAGCGCAAGAGGCCUCUUGUGCGCGUAUAUGGUGUUCCACCCUGGGCUAGUACAACACUGCGUCUGUACUCUCUCACGUUUGCUCCACCUCACCCCUGCAAAAAAAAAAAAUCUGACUCGGGACAAUCAAACCACAGCAACCACUCGGUCCACGCUAUUCCGAUCAUCAAAGAAUUUUCUUAAAUUGCACAUGUACUUUUCUGAGGCUCUCAGGUUCGGCCUAACAGUAGAGUCUGGCUGUACUCAUGCCCCUCCAGCAUGGUGCUCACGUAGACUGUGCUCAGCAAGAAUGCAGCCCCCCCCCAUGUAAUGCAGAGGUUGCGUUUCAGACGGAAAGUGUAUUCCCUGCUCUCUGCAGCCUGCAAAGUUGACAGUAAACAGUUGAAAGGGGCUAACGGCCUAGGGAGCAUGUGCAGCUCGUCCUGAAUGCACCUUGAAGUGAACACUGACAUCAUCACUGCAUCCUGAUGUCACUGCCUGAUCUGUUUUGCUUGUUAUCCUGAGGUUCUCCUUGGAGGAGGUGGUGGAUUGAUUUUAAACCUGAGCUUUCCCAUUAACUUUGUCAGCCUGCGUUUAAAUGAUUGUUUGCUAGCUGGCUAACUUGUUUCAUUUUUUGACUGCCAGAAAUGGUUUGACCUAACUGUCAAGGCCAUUAUACUACAGACUAGCUAGCUAGCUUGCUUUGCCUGUGAAAAUUUACAAAACAUUUAGACUUCAGGCUUCUGCAGCCUUCCUUGGUAUCAGUGGUACUGUCUGAGAAAGGCUCUUACCCAUGACCAUCUAGCACUGUUCCCAUCCAGACAUGCCACUGACUGUAUGAAUGUUGUGUGCCAUUUUGUAAGAUACUGUGAUAAUCUAUGUUGAUAACCUACUGUUUACCUUGUAUCCCGUUAAGUGCUAUUUUGUAUCACAUAUAUCUUUCAUGCAAGACAUGCACAGUUGAUGAUUACAAAGUGGCGCUUCACAGGAUACCGUUUUCUAUUUUUUCUAUUUUUGUAUUUGACCUCACCAUAUAUCAGUUCCAACUCAAGACAAAAGCUCACUUAAUUAAACUGAAUCCUAAUCAUUUCUUUUGCUGAUGGUAAGAAUUACUGCAAAACUCAGCAAAGUUCGAUAAUGAAUGGGUCGUCUGUGAUCUUUGUAAUUGAACUUCAUGUUACUGACAUUGAACCAUCGUCUUCUGAAAGGUGUUAAUUAGAGGGUUACAUGUUCAU
Molecule: messenger RNA, 3777 nt
Organism: Megalops cyprinoides (Indo-Pacific tarpon)
Lineage: Eukaryota; Metazoa; Chordata; Actinopteri; Elopiformes; Megalopidae
Gene: pkp2
Product: plakophilin 2
Exons: 13
Coding region: 152-2563 (803 amino acids)
Biological process (GO): cell-cell adhesion; desmosome organization; intermediate filament bundle assembly
Cellular component (GO): adherens junction; plasma membrane; intercalated disc
Molecular function (GO): alpha-catenin binding; molecular adaptor activity; cadherin binding
Source: RefSeq, a predicted model, not a curated record